This is a messenger RNA of Aspergillus puulaauensis, 408 nucleotides long. RefSeq lists its product as uncharacterized. Lineage: Eukaryota; Fungi; Ascomycota; Eurotiomycetes; Eurotiales; Aspergillaceae. The transcript has a single exon. The record is from RefSeq and is a predicted model, not a curated record. The coding region runs from base 1 to 408 and encodes 135 amino acids.
AUGUCAAGUGCCAUUCGACAAUCCCAACGACUUGGGUUCGUAUCUGCUGGUAAGAAAUUCGAACCAAUAAUGAAGACUGUUUACCCGGGUUGGGGUACCCGCAAGCUUAUCAACAACCCUAACAUCGAAACCGACGAAACCGACAAUGCCGACAUCAGCGAAGCGAAUGAUACCGACAUUCCCAUCAGCGCAAACGAUGAAUCGGACGAUUACAGCAACUACGAAGAGCUUGAUGAUCAGAAGUCACUUCGUGAAACUACUCGAAAGAGAGCCAAGGUCGCGACUAAAAAGGAAUCACCAGAAGCCCACAAGAAACGUCUAGCAUAUCACAAGAACUACCAUCGAAAGAGGAUGAACUCGAUGACACCAGAACAAAAAGAAAGAUACAAUAGUCACUCCAAGACGUGA